CCCUAUAGCGCAGAUCGAAGCUCUCACUCUCUUUUCGAAAUGGCCGAGUCAAAGAAUCACACAGCUCACAACCAGUCCCGCAAGGCCCACAGGAAUGGCAUCAAGAAGCCCCAGAGGCACCCCCACACCUCCACCAAGGGGUUGGAUCCCAAGUUUCUGAGGAACCAGAGGUAUGCCAGGAAGCACAACAACACGAAGACUGAACAGUCGGCCGAGGAGUAGAGCGGGACCUGCCUAGUGAUGAUGAAGCGCUUCGGGUUUUAUUCUGAUUAGGGUUUUAUUAUUUUUGUUUUGAUGUUGUUU
Rosa rugosa (rugosa rose) is the source of this 303-nucleotide messenger RNA. Its product is annotated as large ribosomal subunit protein eL29z-like. The transcript has a single exon. Gene Ontology annotation, molecular function: structural constituent of ribosome. The coding region runs from base 40 to 222 and encodes 60 amino acids. The record is from RefSeq and is a predicted model, not a curated record. Gene Ontology annotation, cellular component: cytosolic large ribosomal subunit; ribosome. Gene Ontology annotation, biological process: cytoplasmic translation. Lineage: Eukaryota; Viridiplantae; Streptophyta; Magnoliopsida; Rosales; Rosaceae.